This is a messenger RNA of Solea solea (common sole), 2959 nucleotides long. RefSeq names its product LRAT domain containing 2a (gene lratd2a). Bases 492 to 1316 code for a protein of 274 amino acids. The transcript has a single exon. Lineage: Eukaryota; Metazoa; Chordata; Actinopteri; Pleuronectiformes; Soleidae. The record is from RefSeq and is a predicted model, not a curated record.
UUGGAUGCUGAGCCACAGACCCUCCUUCCGUCGAUCGGCGCUGUGCUUCACUGUUCGCAGUGGAUCUGUGAGUGUGUGAGUGUGUGAGUAGUUGACUAGUUGAUCUACGGCGGAGACAAACACGGAUGCUGAUCACACCACGUGUGGGAGACUGGAGUUUGUUCUUAUUUCACCUAAAACCCGGGACUACCGCGGAACUUUACGCAGAGGAACGUGUCUGAUCCUGUGAGGCGACACCUGAGGGAAACGGGGCUGAAUAUUAAUCCAGUUUGUUUGUAAUCUCCUCCUCGUGCCCACUUGUUGAUGGAGCACCAGCGGAAACAUCAGCGGGAUAUUCGUGUGCGUAAUUUGGAUGAGAGUCCAUUCCGCGACGCGGCGAAAUCAGACGCUCUGAGCUGUGCGGUUUCCCUGCAGAUGGUGGUCAUGUUUGGCGCACGGUAACAAGUGUUUGCACAUUUAACUGUCGGGGCUGCGUCCAGGUGAGCAGCGGCAUGGGGAACCAGAUGGACAAGCUGUCACAUUUAAGUUACGCAGAAGUUCCCACGAUGGACCCGAACGGCGUGGACGCGGAGGACGGACCGCGGAUCGGCGUCUCUUACAUCUUCUCGAACGACGACGACGAGCUGGAGGAAGGCUGCGCGAGCGACGGCACGGUGAAAGACCCGAACCAGGAAGAGAAACAAUACGACCAGCGCGACGAGGUGUCGUGCGCCGUCUACCACAAGGAGGAGUGCAUUUACGAGAAGAGCGUGAAGUCUGCCAACCUGGAGGUUUACUCCCCGGAGAACCUGCUCAACAAAUGUAAGGCGGGAGACCUGGUGGAGUUCGUGGCGACGGGACAGUUCCCGCACUGGGCCGUGUACGUGGGAGACUUCCAGGUGGUGCACCUGCACAGAGCAGAGGUGAAGAACAGUUUCCUGACUGAUGCGAGUCAAGGGAGGAGGUGCCGGGUUGUGAACGACUUGUACAGAUUUAAGGCUCUCGGUGCGGACAUGGUGGUGCAGAACGCGAUGGAGCAGGUGGGUUUAAAGGAGCGAGAGCUGAGCUGGAGGAACUCGGAGUGCUUCGCCGCCUGGUGCAGGUUCGGCAAGAGGGAGUUCAAAAUGGGCGGGGAGAUACGGAUAGGCAAACAGCCGUACAGGUUGAAAAUAUGCAUAUCAGACAAACACUCACACGUGUUGGAGUUUCAGAGUUUGGAGGACAUGGUCAUGGAGAAGAGGAGGAACGAUCACCUGGGCAGGAGAGCGGUGCUGCAGGAGCUGGCCACUCAUUUCAACAGCGUGGAGGAGACGAGAAGGGAGCCAGGUCCUGAAUGAUGCCAGUCCCCCCAUUUACCCUUUAGCCUUUACCAAACACAGUCUGUGCCACUCUGCUCCAACCCACUCCUUCAGGUGUAGUUUUAAAGGUCCAUUAUGUAACAUGCUGUGAGAAAUUCUAUUUACUAUCCAUACAUUUGUUUGCAUAUGCAUAGAAUGGCUUUAAAAUAACAAUAAUAAAAUGGUUCCAUAGCCUUGAAAUAAGGUUGUUUUGUAUUUUAUAGCCUAAAAUAGAGAAACCAACCAGAGUGUGUGUUUGGCAUUUUCAAUCAAAAGUUUAGGAUGAUAUCCUUUUUGGUUUGUAAAGACCACCGUAGUUCCCUGAAGCUCUUGGGAAAGGGUGGGGCUUGUGGAUGAGUCCAAACUGCAGUCUGACUAGCUUUGUUUACAUGUGCAAAAUGUCUCCGUUAUGAUUGGAUUCUACGAUGCCAACGUUUACAUGGUGCACCCAUGUACCCAUUAAGUGCACGUCUGCUCGUCCUCCUGCUGUCUGCUUAUCCGUCUCAUUCUCCCUCUCAUCGGCGUCUGUGACUUUCUUUUCUGUUAAUUCUUCUUUUUUUGAAUGAAAAUACAGCAGUAACAAAACCAGGAAGUCGUGACCGGAUCGGCUGUUUAUAUGAACGCAGAUCGGCACAUGCCACCUGUAUCAGAUCAUAUUUUUAUUCCGAUGACUUGUGUCCGUGUAAACAUAGCUACAGCUUCUGUUAGAAGUCACUCAUUCUUACACACUGGACCUUUAAUUAAAACAAUAUGUGUAUAUAUGUAUUCUUGUUUUUUUUUUAAGUUUAAUCAUGGCUGUCUUUGAGUUCAUCUUAAUGCUGUUGCCUUAAAAAGAUAGUUUAGUCGUUGUUUUGUAAGUGAGGUACUUAUGUGUCGUCAGUUGUCAGAUCUCCAUCAGCCUGUUUUUAGGCACCGUUUUAUAUGAUAUGUAAAAGUUGGUAUAUUAAUUAAAUAAUUCGCCCUGUUAAAACAUUAAGUUAUAUUUAGAAUAAUUGUCAGCCGUUUACCAUAUUUUCUCAGUGUAUUCCUCGUGCCGUUAUGCCACAGCACAUUAGUUGUUUGGGUUGCACUUUUCAGGCUGUUUGACAGUGUGGUAAACUGCUAAAAAUAUUGACAAUGUAGUGAACGAUUGCGAGGCAGGACGCGGAAUGCUGUAUGUGACACACUAACUCUGCAUAAGUACCUCACACAGUUCACCCCCCACCUCUAAACACUCAAACUAUCCCUUUAAAGCCACCUUGACGCAGAAUGGCGUUUAUAACGAUGAUGAAUUCCUUUAUCUGGGAGAAGAAGAACAAGACGUUUUUGUCUCCAGCAGCAUCUUCCUCACACAAUGUAUAAUCUUAAAGCUUCACUUGUACAUCUGUCCAUCCGUCAGAGCGAUGUUUGUGUUUUGUUUUAAAUUCAUAUUGUGUCCUGUUACCUGAUCCAUGUGAAGUUUAUAGUUUCAUCCCUCGGCUCAACCACACACACACACACACACACAGAGAUGUCAGAGCUGUUGAAUACAAGACGGAUUCUCCUUAGCUUUAAGGGGAAAUCCUCACACCAGCACAUGUGAAGACUCUGCUUUGUGUUUCUCCGCUCACAGUACGUGUGAAUGUACCCAGAGUUCAAGUAAACCAUAAAUCACUCACUCACGU